This is a messenger RNA of Aureobasidium melanogenum CBS 110374, 1659 nucleotides long. Its product is annotated as 3-phytase. The record is from RefSeq and is a predicted model, not a curated record. The transcript has 2 exons. Bases 1 to 1659 code for a protein of 552 amino acids. NCBI's taxonomy places the organism in Eukaryota, Fungi, Ascomycota, Dothideomycetes, Dothideales, Saccotheciaceae. Gene Ontology annotation, molecular function: acid phosphatase activity.
AUGCAUUCCACUCCUCUUUCUUCGUUCAUUGUACUGGCAAGUGCAGUUGCUCCUGCACUUGUCAGUGCUGCAAAUGACACUCUUGUCACUGAUAUGAAUUUCAUCUCUCAGCAUUGGGGUCAGAUUAGUACUUACAUGAACAACCCUGCUGACGCUUUUGGUGUUCAAUGGGUUGGUCUGCCUGCUGGUUGCCAGGUCGAGCAAACCCAUACUCUUCAGCGCCAUGCACAGCGUUUCCCUACCAGCUAUAUCGAUGAUGGAAUCUUGACCGAGGAUUUUGCCCAGAAGGUCGUUGACUUCAGGGCCAACCACAGCUCUUCAUUCACUGGCCCCUUGUCUUUCUUGAACUCCUACAAGUAUCAGAUGAAUGAAAGCUAUCUCACUGGUAUCGGCGCUCGUACUGAAUUCUCCUUGGGUGUCGACUUCUGGAACAGAUAUGGUCGCAUUUUGUACAAUGCCACUGCUGGUCAGGUCAGCUACAACCCUGAUUAUGCCAAUGGUACAGCCAGACCUAAGCCAGUCCUUCGUACUACAAGUCAGUCUCGUAUUCGCGAAAGUCAGAUCAACUGGGCCUUGGGAUUCUUCGGUCCCACAUAUGAGACAGUUCCUGUUCCCAAGCUGACCAACUACACUGAUGGUGACUUCUUCGACCUUGUGGUCAUUCCUGAAGGUGGUACUGAGAACAACACUCUUGCGUCCUACGACUCGUGUUUCAACGACGAUCUCACUGGAAUUGGCGACCUUGGUGAUCAAGAUGUCUUCACCUAUAUCCCAAGAUAUCUCAAGAAAGCAACCGCUCGUCUCCAGCAGUACGCUCCUGCAGACUUCAAGUUUACUUACAACAACACAUAUGCCGUGCAACUGCUCUGCGCUUACGAGACUGGUUUCCUCGGAAUGUCCGACUUCUGUGACUUCUUUACCGCAGACGAGUGGGAUGGUUUCGAGCAGACCCUCGACAUCGCCUACUACUAUGAUUACAGCUUCGGCAACCCCACUGGUAGAGCCCAAGGUAUUGGCUACUUGCAGGAGCUCCUUGCCCGUCUUACACACCAAUACAUCACCGUCUCCAACAGCUCUGUGAACAGCACCAUCACCAACAACCCCCAGGACUUCCCUCUUGACCGCCCCUUCUAUGCCGACUUCACCCACGACGACAUCAUCGUCAGUGUCAUGACAGCAAUGUCUUUGGACUAUUUCCGCGAAGCUCCCAGUCUGACUCAGUACCCUCCUAACCCUGAUCGCCACUUCUAUCUGUCCAAGAUGACGCCUUUCGGUGGUCACCUUAUCACUGAAGUGAUCGGUUGCUCCUCUGCCAACCCCACUGCAGUUCAACAAGAACGUGUCCAGUACUACCCCACCCAAUACGGCUACAACCCUUCCAAUGCUACUCACAAGUUUGUCCGCAUGCGUCUGAAUAAUGGUAUCUUGCCCCUGGACACUUUGAGAGGAGGUGCUUGCAAGGGACGCAUCGAUGGUAUGUGUGCUCUGGACAAGUUCGUUGCCAGCCAAAACAACUCGUAUGCAUUGAGCAACUACGACUAUGCUUGCUUCGGCAACUGGACCGUCGCCAAUACCACCAAUGGAAACGAUUACGACGGUACUGUGUACCUGGGUCAGCCUGGUAUAUUGGAGAACACUCAGCCUUUUAGCAGCGAUUAA